GCGGCGUCACCGGAGGCGGAGGGGGCGGAGCCGCGCUCGCAGCUGCCACCCGGCCGCGGAGCUCCCAGACGACACCCGCCCGCGGCCGGGCACGCACGGUGCGCACACACUCUCCAAACAAUGCUCGGUGGCGCCCAGCUGAGCGGCUGGCUGCUCGGCGACCGACGGCGAGGCCGGUGGAGCGCGGCCCCGAGGAAAGUGCCCCGUGACCCUCAUCUGUCUCCCCCAAGACCACACCUAAGAGCUGGGUGCAAGAUGAACCAGUGCCCUGUUGGCCCAAGAUGCACCAGGCCAUCCGACUGAACCCCGAGAGCCUGAAAAUGUCUGCGUGCAGUGACUUUGUGGAGCACAUCUGGAAGCCUGGGUCCUGUAAGAACUGCUUCUGCUUGAGGAGCGACCACCAGCUGUUGCCCGGCCAUCCCCAGCCCCGAGCAGGCAGCCUGCCCCCUCCCCCUCGCCUGCCCCCCAGGCCUGACUACUGCCGCCUGGAAGAUGAAGGUGUGAACAGCUCUCCCUACUCUAAGCCCACCAUCGCAGUGAAGCCCACCAUGCUGAGCUCCGAUGCCUCUGAUGUGUGGACAGAGGCGAACAUGAGUGCCGACGUCUCAAAGGUCAUCUGGAGACGGCCCUCCAGCAAGCUCCCCCUUCCGAAGCAGGAAGACGUGCCAAUAGUUUACCUGAGCAGCUUCCGUGGCGUUCAGAAGCCUGCCGGGCCCUCUGCCUCCACGGAUGGCCACCCUCACUGCCCACCUGCAUAUGCCAUGGUCGGCCUGCACAGCCUGGAGGCCCGGGGGGAACAGAAUACCGCCUUCCACCCAGUGAGUUUCCCCGAUGAGAAGGCAGGGCGAGAAGAUAAACCCACGUUUCCCUACCAAGAGCUGACUUCUGCUCAGGAGAGCUUCCGCCAAAAACUGGCUACCUUUGGUGGGAUGACAUCUGGCUGUCACAAGGGCCCUGGGUCCUACCCCUCCCCACAUCCCCUGCGGGAGUCCCUGCCCUCAGAGGAUGACAGUGAUCAAAGGUGCUCACCCUCAGGGGACAGCGAAGGGGGAGAAUAUUGCUCCAUUAUGGAAUGUUGCCCCAGGAGCCCUGCUGCCAAGGACACGUCACAGGCUGAGGGCCCCCCACGGAGACAUGGUGGAGGCGACUGCUCUCCAGGGUGCUGGGAACAGGGCAUGUGUGUGGGGCCAACUAAGGAAGAGAAGCGGGUUUUGAGUUUCCCAAGAGAGUGCUAUAACCAGGGCCUGACAGAGAACCCGCCCCACCUGGGCCCCAACAAGCUGUCCCUCACCUCAGAGGCUGCCAGCUCUUCAGAUGGCCUCUCCUGUGGCAGUGCCAGCAGUGGCACCAGCAGCCCCUUCGCCCCCCAUCUCGAGAGCGACUACUGCUCCCUCAUGAAGGAACCUGUGCCGGGGAAGCAGCAGGACCCUGGCUGCCAAGUGGUGACCUCUGGCAGGUGCCCUCUGCUGACUGGGGAGCCCCAGCCCCCGGCCCAUCCCAGAGAGGCUGUGCAACCCGAACCCAUCUAUGCUGAGAGCACCAAGAGGAAGAAGGCAGUGCCAGUGCCUUCCAGGCCGCAGGCCAAGGCAGAACAGGCAGCGGCCGCUCAGGUACGGACGGCUAAUACUUGGGCUCAGAAAACAGCAUCUGGCUGGGGCCGGGACAGGGAAGGCUCAGAUAUGGCCCCCCAGGUGGCAGCCACCAUCACAGUCAUGGCAGCACACCCAGAAGAGGACCACCGGACAAUCUACCUGAGCAGCCCUGACUCGGCAGUGGGGGUGCAGUGGCCACGCCAGCCUGUGAGCCAAGACUCUGAGGCAGGUGACAAGGAGACUUCAGCCGGGCAGGGGAUGAGCGCCAGGGAAGGCCGCCGUCCCGGUACCAGCGUGAACGUUCCCAAGGGGAGGCCUGCCAUUCCUCCCAAGCUGUCCAGAGGCAGUCCUGGAGGGUCGCCGGUAUCACCAUCUGCUUCCCCACUGUCUGACCUCAAUGAGGGGAGCUCCAGUGACAGCACUGGGCCCCAGCCUUCAUCCAGGGGCCCUGCUGACCCCGCUUCCUGCCGGGCCAACGGUGUCACUGACCGCAACUCUGUUAAGUGUCCCCCACCUGCCACCACCGCCUUGGCCUUGGACCAGAGGCGACCUCGGUACCAGACGACAGGGGCCUGGAGUCGUCAGUGCCGGAUAGAGGAAGAGGAGGAGGCGGAGCAGGACUUGAGGGAAAGGGAGACGGAAAAUGGCACCGCAGACCCCUCAAACUCCUCUACCUGGCACCGUCUCUGCCCGACAGAUGGCUCCUCGGGACAGAACAGCAAAACCGGGACCGGGAUGAGCAAAUCCGCCUCUUUUGCCUUUGAGUUCCCCAAGGACAGAAGUGAGGUUGAUACCUUCUCACCUCCUCCACCGCCCCCAAAGUCACGGCACCUUUUAAAAAUGAACAAGAGCAGCUCUGAUUUGGAAAAAGUGAGCCAGGGCUCUGCAGAGAGCCUCAGCCCAUCCUUCAGGGGCGUCCACGUCAGCUUCACCACGGGCUCCACGGACAGCCUGGCCUCGGACUCCAGGACCUGCAGCGAUGGAGGCCCAUCCUCGGAGCCGAAUCACUCACCCACCAGCAGCGGGAAGAAGCUCUUUGCUCCUGUUCCAUUCCCUUCGGGCUCCACCGAGGAUGUGUCCCCCAGUGGCCCCCUGCAGCCUCCGCCUCUGCCCCAGAAGAAGUUAGUGAGCCGGGCGGCCUCGUCACCGGAUGGCUUCUUCUGGACCCAGGGCUGCCCCAAGCCGAGAACGGCAAGCCCGAAGCUGAACCUCAGCCACUCGGAAACCAACGUCUGUGCUCAUGAGGACUCCCACUUCAGCUUCUCCUCAAGCCCUGGGAACCGCCUCCAUCAUACUUUCUCCUCCUCUGAGCCUCUGGAGAAAGCUUUCAAAGGCAAUGGCCACUGGGCCCCAAUACCGGGGCUGGCCGGCAGCAAAAGCAGCAGCGGCAGCGGCAGCCCUGGCCUCCAGUGCAAAGGGGUCCCAUCGUCCUCCCAGCUGAGCAUGUCCAGCCAGGCCUCCACCAGCAGCACCCAGCUUCAGCUCCACAGCCUCCUGAGCAGCAUCAGCAGCAAGGAGGGCACGUAUGCUAAGCUGGUGGGGCUCUAUGCCCAGUCCCUGGCCCGCCUCGUGACCAAGUGUGAGGACCUCUUCAUGGGUGGCCAGAAAAAGGAGCUGCACUUCAAUGAGAAUAACUGGUCGCUCUUCAAGUUGACCUGCAACAAGCCCUGUUGUGACUCAGGGGAUGCCAUUUAUUACUGUGCCACCUGCUCCGAGGACCCUGGCAGCACCUACGCUGUGAAGAUCUGCAAAACCCCGGAGCCCAAAACGGCCUCGUACUGCAGCCCCUCUGUGCCUGUGCACUUCAACAUCCAGCAGGACUGCGGCCACUUCGUGGCCUCGGUGCCCUCCAGCAUGCUCACCUCUCCCGACACGCCCAAGGAACCCCUGCCUGCCCUGCCCGCUCACCCGCCUGCCCAGGAGCAGGACUGCGUGGUGGUCAUCACCCGAGAAGUGCCCCACCAGACUGCCUCGGACUUUGUGCGAGACUCAGCCACCAGCCAUCAGUCUGAGCCUGAGGUUUACGAGCGCCGCGUGUGCUUCCUGCUCCUGCAGCUCUGCAACGGGCUGGAGCACCUGAAGGAGCACAGGAUCAUUCACCGAGACCUGUGCCUGGAGAACCUGCUGCUGGCGCACUGCACCCCACAGGCCACUCCCGGCCCCGCUCCUGCCACCCCCAUGCCCUCUGCCUCUUCUGCUUCCUCCAGCACCCUUCCCACCACCACAUCCCCUUCUCCUGCUGCUACUGCUCCCCCGUGCCCCCCUGUCACGCUCCCAGCCAGUGUCACCCCCAGCCCCGCAGCGCCUCCCGCCUGUCAGGGAGUGCCCCGGCUCAUCAUCAGCAAUUUCCUGAAGGCCAAGCAGAAGCCAGGCGGCACCAGCAACCUGCAGCAGAAAAAGAGCCAGGCCCGCCUGGCCCCCGAGAUCGUGUCUGCCUCCCAGUACAGCAAGUUCGAUGAGUUCCAAACAGGCAUCCUCAUCUACGAGCUGCUCCACCAGCCCAACCCGUUUGAGGUGCGCGCCCAGCUGCGAGAGCAGGACUACCGGCAGGAAGACCUGCCCCCGCUGCCCACCCUGUCCCUCUACUCGCCCGGCCUGCAGCAGCUCGCCCAUCUGCUGCUGGAGGCUGACCCCAUCAAGCGCAUCCGCAUCAGCGAGGCCAAGCGCGUGCUGCAGUGCCUGCUGUGGGGGCCGCGGAGGGACCUGGUGGAGCAGCGCGGCACCUCGGAGGACGCGCUGUGCAGCACGUUGCAUAACUGGAUCGACAUGAAGCGGGCCCUGAUGAUGAUGAAGUUUGCCGAGAAGGCGGUGGACCGCAGGCGCGGAGUGGAGCUGGAGGACUGGCUUUGCUGCCAGUACCUGGCAUCCGCGGAACCCGGAGCCCUCUUACAGUCCCUGAAGCUUCUGCAGCUUCUAUGAGUGCAGCCCCCAGCCCUGCACUUUAACUGCCCCUUUCCGUGCCUGACCCCCAUACCCCACCUGGCCUCGGAAACACUUGCGUGUCCCUGGGAAAUGGUACAAAUGACUUAUACUGGAUGUAAUAUAUAUACAUAUAUAUAAUAUAUAAAUACGAAAGACUGGAUAUCAUUGCUCACUUGGGCCUCCAGCCCCCCUCACGGGCUCCCAGGUUUCGCCCACAAUUCUGUACGUUUCUAGCUCAGUGUCAGGUCCUGAGGAUAGAGCUGCCACAGAAUGAAGCUGGACUCUGGCCUCACUACCCCAUCAUGUGAUCUCUUCACCCUCCUGUCAAAUGCCUAUUAAAAAAAAGCAACAAAAAAAAAUCAUUUUUCUUAAUUUUUGAUUGAGUCAUGAGCAAAGCUCUUUUAUCUCCAAGCACCAAAGUACAUUAGCGUCUAAAAUUGAAU
This is a messenger RNA of Hipposideros armiger (great roundleaf bat), 4957 nucleotides long. RefSeq names its product PEAK1 related, kinase-activating pseudokinase 1 (gene PRAG1). Gene Ontology annotation, biological process: protein phosphorylation. Gene Ontology annotation, molecular function: ATP binding; protein kinase activity. The record is from RefSeq and is a predicted model, not a curated record. The coding region runs from base 282 to 4511 and encodes 1409 amino acids. NCBI's taxonomy places the organism in Eukaryota, Metazoa, Chordata, Mammalia, Chiroptera, Hipposideridae. The transcript is spliced from 6 exons.